Messenger RNA from Parastagonospora nodorum SN15, 968 nucleotides. RefSeq lists its product as hypothetical. NCBI's taxonomy places the organism in Eukaryota, Fungi, Ascomycota, Dothideomycetes, Pleosporales, Phaeosphaeriaceae. The record is from RefSeq and is a predicted model, not a curated record. The transcript has 3 exons. The coding region runs from base 1 to 831 and encodes 276 amino acids. Gene Ontology annotation, biological process: fungal-type cell wall biogenesis; (1->6)-beta-D-glucan biosynthetic process. Gene Ontology annotation, cellular component: endoplasmic reticulum membrane.
AUGGCGAAGACAUUGGUUGGCGCCCUCGCUCUGGCAGCGUUGCCCUCUGCGUUUGCAUUCAGCAAUACCUCGCCCUUCUUCCUCUUCUCCACGGCUGACUUGCUCCUCCCAAACGCAGACGCAUCGAUCGCGGAAUCAUCACAGACUACUGCCGACAUUCUCGGCGCGCUGAAGGACUGCCCCACGGAGUCCUAUGUUGUUAUUGAGCAGCGCGGUGUCUCCGCUGCCGACUAUGCAGACGGUCGCUCGGCACCCGUGCUGAGCCAGUACAUGGGCGGCAAGCAGGAGCAGGUCAGGACAACUUUCGCGGUCCCAGAUGUGGUUGGUCAGGUUGAUGGAAAUGCCAUUUUAUCGCAUCUCCAGUCAAGGUGUGGACACAAGGCGGGUCUGAAAGCUGUCGCAGCACCGGGCGCGGAGAAGGACCAGAGACUGAGCAGUCUGCAGGAUGCCGACGACAUGAUCGAUGAGCUCAUCGCCCAAUCUGAAGACUACACCGUCAUCUACAUCACGACGCCAAUAGACGAGAAGGUGGCCAAGGCACAACUGGAAAACCAGCACCCUCCAUACGAGAUGGAGAAUCCUUUUGGAAACUACGAGCAGUUCGAACUGAAGCGCGACCUCUCUUCCCACGUGCAGCGCGCGAAUGCGACCAACGCUGGCGGUCUCUUCGAGCGAUACCAAUACUUCACGCCCGGACUGUUCAUGGGUUUUGUUGCCAUCAUCCCGCUUUUCCUCAUCCUUCUCGUCGGCAUCAGGGCGCUCACCAGCCUUGAGGUAUCAUACUUCGCCUUCAGCAAAGAGAUGGGCCCGAACGCGCAGAAGAAGCAGUAGACGACGGUUCGAGUUUGACAUCAGUGUACAUGUACCUUCGUAGGGUUUGUAAGAGCAUAGGCACAGGCGUUAUCUGGCUUCCAUUUGUAGCGAUAUAUGCAGCGAGGAUACAGUGAAUCCGAAUUGAAUUGAAUCAC